Aplosporella prunicola CBS 121167 is the source of this 993-nucleotide messenger RNA. RefSeq lists its product as uncharacterized. The record is from RefSeq and is a predicted model, not a curated record. Bases 1 to 993 code for a protein of 330 amino acids. The transcript has 2 exons. Gene Ontology annotation, molecular function: D-amino-acid oxidase activity; FAD binding. NCBI's taxonomy places the organism in Eukaryota, Fungi, Ascomycota, Dothideomycetes, Botryosphaeriales, Aplosporellaceae.
AUGACAACAACGCGCGCCCCCCGCCCCAUCAUCGCCGUAGUCGGCGCCGGCGUCGUGGGCAUGGCCUCCGCGCUACUGCUCACGGAAGCAGGCUACACGGUGAAGAUCGUAGCGCGGGACCUGCCAGGGGACAGUGGGACGGAGUGGGCGAGUCCGUGGGCCGGCGCGCUGCUGGCGCCCUUCCCCGAAGGCGACGCCGCGAUGCAGGAAGAGUCGCUGCGCCACUACGCGCGCCUCGCGGCCACGGAGCCCUGGUGCGGCGUGCGCACGCUGCCGAUUACCGAGUACUACGACGACCACACGACAGACGGCAUGAUCUGGUUCCGGCACCUCUUCCCGGACUUCCGGUGGCUGGCGCAGUCCCAGCUGCCCGGGCACGCGAAACUCGGCUUCAGCUACACGGGCAAAGUCGUGAACCCGACGUUUUUCCUGCCGUGGCUGUCGGCGAAGCUGACGGGGCUGGGCGUGACAUUUACGCGGGCGACGGUGUCGUCGCUCGCGGAGGCGGUGCAGCUCACCGGCGCGGCGGUCGUGGUGAACGCGAGUGGGAACGGUGCGCGAGUGCUGGCGGGCGAUGAGGGCGCGGUGCCCGUGCGGGGCCAGACGAUGUUUGUGCGGAAGAGCGGGUUCGACCGCGCCGUCAUGUACCAGGGCUCCGAGUACACGUACGCGAUUCCGCGGACGUUUUCGGGGGGCGUGAUUAUUGGCGGGGUGAAGGGGGAGGGGUCGACGGAUGCGAAGGUCGACAAGGACACCAAGAGGGAUAUUUUGCGCCGGAUUAAUGCUAUUACGGAUGGCUCGUUUGCGGACGUCGAUCUCGAGAGGGAUGUCCAGGAUAUUGUGGGGUUUAGGCCGGGCCGCAAGGCUGGCGUUAGGGUCGAGAGGGAGGGCGAUGUCGUGCAUGCUUAUGGCGCGGGGGGGCUGGGCUAUUUGUAUGCGUUUGGCAUUGCGACGAAGGUGCGGAGUUUGGUGCAGGCGCGGGCGAAGAUAUGA